Penicillium soppii is the source of this 762-nucleotide messenger RNA. RefSeq names its product polysaccharide lyase. The coding region runs from base 1 to 762 and encodes 253 amino acids. The record is from RefSeq and is a predicted model, not a curated record. The transcript has a single exon. Lineage: Eukaryota; Fungi; Ascomycota; Eurotiomycetes; Eurotiales; Aspergillaceae.
AUGCUUUGCAAAUUCGCAUCAAUUGCCGUGGUCCUGGCUCUUGGAAUCUCAACCCAGGCCACCCAGACUUUCAGUAACACGGGAACAACCUCAGGCUGGGACGCCACCAAUGCCGAGCACUCUGGUACCGUCCAGCAAGUGACGAAUGUAGUGUACAAAGGUACAACCGCGUUGAAAAUGACCCAAGUCUACGACUCCAGCUACACCGGUCGCUACCAUUCCGAGGUUGUCAAAAACUCAGUCUACAAGCGUGGCGAUACCGGUUUCUACGGCUUCGCCUUCCGCCUCCAAGAAGACUGGCAGUUCUCGCCAGCCCAAAGCUACAACAUUGCUCAAUUCAUCGCCGACUUUAGCGACACCGGCUGUGACGAUUGGAUGCCAUCCAGCAUGGUGUGGCUUGUGGGAAACCAGCUAUACUCACGCGUCAAGCAAGGAACUAUCUGCGCCCAGAAAAUUCAAACUUUCUCUAACCUGGCUACCGUCUCUGCGGGCGUGUGGCACCGUGUCGAAAUUCAGGCUAGCUGGAAGACGGAUGGUACUGGAUAUUAUAAGAUUUGGUUUGAUGGGGUUAAGGUGCUUGAGGAGUAUAACAUCAAUACAACAAUUGAAGAUGACCGAGCGUUCCAAUUCCGUGCUGGUCUUUAUGCGAAUGGCUGGCACGAUGAUGGAACUUUGAAGGGGACACAGGGCACGCGCCAGGUGUGGUAUGAUCAGAUCUCGUCAGGAUCUGUUUUUGCCGAUGCCGACCCUGCUCAGUGGUAG